Messenger RNA from Megalops cyprinoides (Indo-Pacific tarpon), 2768 nucleotides. RefSeq names its product niban apoptosis regulator 2a (gene niban2a). The transcript has 14 exons. The record is from RefSeq and is a predicted model, not a curated record. NCBI's taxonomy places the organism in Eukaryota, Metazoa, Chordata, Actinopteri, Elopiformes, Megalopidae. The coding region runs from base 274 to 2643 and encodes 789 amino acids.
GCGAGCGGAAUCUCUACCGUUCCUUUUCGCCUUCUCUUAAUCACGCCCGUUUUUUCGAGUUAGAAAUAUCUGGCUCUCCAGCACAAUUUGACUUUGAGACGUUUUGGGGGAGGGUGAGGGGGAUACGUCUGUCUUUAUAUUUAUCCUAUUUAUGCUUCGUUUAUUUAGUUGUUGUUACUGGAUUACACAUUUGCUUCCCCCCCUCACUUGGGGAGACUGUUUUAGCUAGGAUCUUACUUUCGGCUGCCUGGAUCUGAAGUUUACCUUGUCGCCAUGGGGGAUGUAAUCUCCACACACCUAGAUGAAAGCAAACGGGAGAUGAUUACAGGCAGGACGAGGGAGGUGAUGGAGGAGUUCAGCCGCCUGUAUGAGCAGCAGUACGCGGUGGCGCUCUUCAACAAGGUGCGCUUCGAGAUCGAGGGCAACACGGGACCCCAGCCCCAGCUCCUACAUCGCAAGGCCCCACUGCAGGACAAGUCCAUCUUCUCUGGGAACCUGUUCCAGUACCUGGAGGACAACAAGAAGUGGCGCAACCGAUUCUUCUUUGUGCCAGACUCCUACGAAAUCCACUACUAUGAAAAAAAGCUGGCACAUGAAAGGGGCCUACAUCCCAAAGGGACCAUAAACUGUGCUGGGUACAGAGCUCUGACGUCCAUGGACCAGUAUCUUGACCUGCUCAACAGCAGUCUACCAGGGGUAAAGGCCAAAGCGAGCAGCUCCCCAUUCCUGAAGUGUGCUAGUCACUACACCAUCAUCCUGUGGCACCCCUAUGCCCGGCACCACUAUUUCUGUGUGAUGAGUGAGAAGGAGCAGAAGAAAUGGCAUGCCGUGUUCCAGGACUGCGUCAGACACUCCAACAACGGUCUGUCAGAGGAUAGCAAAGUGCAGACACCAGCCUUCACAGAUGCAGUGAGGCUCUACCGACAGGCACAUGGACAAUACGGCACCUGGGACAUGAUGUGUGGCGAGCCCGCACAGAUCCUGGCCAACCUGGUGAUGGAGACGCUCCACCUGGAGCUGAGGACCACCAUCGGGCCCCGCCUGAAGGGGAAGAUGCAGCAGAAGCAGAGGAACUGGAUGCUGAUCUCAGAUGCAGUGUACCGAUUGGUGCUAGGACAGACACGGGCACACUACGAGGCCAUGGUGCAGAUCUGCGAGUCGGGGCGCCCCCAACUGGAGGCCUCUUUACGUACGGACAUGGACCAGAUAAUCAACUCCAAAGAGCAUGUCAUGGGCAAGAUUCGCGCUCAGCUCCUGCCCAAGGUGGAGCAGUUCCUGAAAGUCAGCGUGCAGCCCUACAUCAGCUCCAUUCUGGAGGCCCUGAUGGAGCCCACGAGCCGGGGAUUCUCCGAGGUCCGGGACGUCUUCUUCCGUGAGCUGGUGGACAUGAGCAAAAACGCUCUCAAUGACGGAGGCAGAGAGAAGCUGGCUGAGCAUAUGGAGAAGGUCUCCAUGCUGGCCUUCCAUCCAGUGAAGAUGCAGAGCUGCUAUGAGAAGGUGGAGCAGAUGCACCUGGAGGGGCUGCAGCAGAGGUUUGACGUGUCCAGCCCAUCCGUCUUCAUCCAGAGAGCGCAGAUUCUUAUGAGAGAGCAAAUGGACGACGCCGUGUACACGUUCGAGCAGCUCCUGCACCAGAACCUCGAAGGCCAGGGAGCGGAGCACCUGUGCAAGAGCAUCCAGCGCUGCCAGGACAGGGUCAUCAAGAAAUUUGACUAUGACAGCAGCACGGUACGCAAGAAGUUUUUCAGAGAAGCUCUGCUUCAGAUCCUCAUCCCCUACAUGCUGAAGCAGCUCUCUCCUUCCUGUGCAGUGGAUCUGCCUCGCUUCAGAGAGCUUAUCUUUGAGGACUUCUCCCGCUUCAUCCUGGUGGAGAAUGUCUUUGAGGAGGUGGUGCUGCAGUCCGUCAUGAAGGAUAUCACCAUGGCCGUGAAGGAGGCAGCAGUCCAGAGGAGACACAACCUGUACCGAGACAGCAUGGUGCUGAACAGCAGCGACCCCAACCUGCACCUGCUGGGAGAGAACCCCACCAUCGACUGGGCAGGGCAGUACAGGGGCGAGGACAGCGGCGAGCCGCUGAAGAGGCGCAGGCAGGUGGUGUCCAUGAUCCAGCUGGACGAGAUGCCCCCGCUGCUCCACGCGUCCUGCCUGGAUGUGCCGGGGGUGGAGGGGAUCCCAGAGGAGGCAGAGGAGGGGCAGGAAAGCGACUCGGACGGCCCCGCCUCCCCAGACAGCGUGAACGAGAUCCGCCACCUGAUCACCCCCAAAGUGGAGGUGAUCGUCCCCGCCUCACCAGAGGAUGCUGCCCACCUGACCAACGGGACACUCCUGAGGGGAGGGGGAGAGGGAGAGGGAGAGGGCGCGGCGGCUGGUCUGAGCGAGGUGGAUGAGUCAGCACAGCCUGCUGAGAUGUCUGUCCAUCAUGACGACGACAGUGGCUUCCAGUCCCCAACCAAUGAGGUGGCAGAAGAUGUGGAAGUUCAGCCAAUCAUGGAGGCCCUGAAGGUAGGAUGUACCAUUGUCGACCCAGCCAAGGUGGGAGUGACACUGGAGCAGGAGGAUAUGGGGCCUCCUGAUUCUGAGACAGGAGAGGAGGAUUCUGGGAAGUCAGAAGUAUCAGAGCCGGACAUUGUGAUCGAGAUUUGACUCAACAUUUACACAGGUGUAAAUGAGACCAAAACUUGUUUGAAACCUUUCUUUUUUCAAUGAAAGACGAAGGCUUUUUGUUUUUUGUUGCCUAAAAAUUAACUUUAUGAAACAGAGACUGAUGU